Molecule: messenger RNA, 2421 nt
Organism: Quercus lobata
Lineage: Eukaryota; Viridiplantae; Streptophyta; Magnoliopsida; Fagales; Fagaceae
Exons: 3
Coding region: 25-2421 (798 amino acids)
Source: RefSeq, a predicted model, not a curated record
AGCUAUUUGGGAAUAUUUUUGGAGAUGUUUCAAAGCGUGAAAUGGAUUUUUGUUAUUGGAAGCAGGCAAUUGUCGAGUUUUUUAAGGCAUAUCUCUAAAGUGAAGCAAUUAUGGCAGAGAUGGAAUCUCAGGAGCCUUAUCCUCUUUAGCAUUGUGGUUCAGUUUUUUUUGCUUUUUGCUGCACCCUUGAGAAAGAAAACGGCAAACAAAGCAGUAAUCAUGAUCAUCUGGGCAGCUUACCUGAUUGCUGACUGGGCUGCUAGCUUUGCUGUUGGGCUAGUCUUUGACAGUGAAGAGAAAUAUACUGCCUCUGGUGCCAUUAAUAAUACUGCUAGUUAUUUGGUGAUGAUGAACCAGGGUGUCGUUAGUACCAUCGGGUCCAGGAGCAGGGAUGAUACUGGUCUUCUUCUGGUGAUGUGGACACCUUUUCUUUUGUUACUGGUUGGUGGCCAAGACAGAAUAACUUCUUUUGCUAUUGAGGAUAAUGAGUUGUGGCUUAGGCACUUGAUUUGGCUCUUCCUCCAAAUCUUCACCACUGGUUUUGUGUUUUAUCAAUCAUUUCAUCUAAACACACUAUGGAUCCCCACAAUCUUUCUCCUCCUUGCUGGAACAAUCAAGUAUGCGGAGCGAAUAGCUGCAUUGUAUCUUGCAAGUUCGGAUAGUUUUGGGACCUCUGUUCUUGGAGAACCUGACCCUGGGCCUAACUAUGAGAGACUGAUGAGUGCAUUCACACAUUAUAAAGGGAACAAUCUUCCUAUAAAAAUGGAGUAUGUCCACGACCUAGAAUCCCAGGCUAAUGAAAAUACCAUAGCCGAUGUUAGAAAAUUGGAUCCUCAUGAACUGGUGCAGCGUGCUCAUCACUUCGCAUAUAUUUACAAGGGACUCAUAGUCAAUCUCAUGUUCAGCUCCCGUGAGCAUACGGAGAGUCGAGAAUUCUUCACUAAAAGACGUCCAAAACAAACAUUGAAAAUAUUAGAAAUCCAGCUCAACUACUUUUAUGAUCUUCUCCAUACCAAGGUACUGGUGGCAACGUCCAACAUUGGAAAAAUAUCUCGGGGUAUAUCCACUGGGUUAGUUGUUGCAGCCUUUUCACUUUUCUUCUUAGAAGAGAAGGGCACUUUCAAGACGGAGUUUGAUGUCGUUGUGACCUACACCUUGUUCGUUGGUGUUUUAGCCCUGGAUAUGGUAACUCUCUUCAUAUGGUUUUACUCUGAUUGGACUGUUGAUUAUCUUAAAAAGCUCGACAAAGAUUCCCUCACAUUCAAAAUCAUCAAGAAGCUCCUCUUUCUCAAGAAGGAGAAACGCAAGAAAGUUUCUCCCCUCCGAUCCAAAAUCAUCAAAUUCCUCUUUCCCAAGCGGCAAAGGCAGGAGCAACCACGGAGAAUAAAAAAAGUAGGUUCUAAAAGGUGGUCUGAAGAUCUAUCUCAAUUCAACUUCCUUGAUUACUGUUUUCGACGAAGGUCACGAAGCAGAAGUAAAACCAUCGGCGAGAUCAUCAGCAAAAUAGACCUUGUGAUGAAAUAUGUGACUUCUCACCAUUUUGAUCCGCACCUAUGGAAAUUUAUCUUCGACGAGCUGUCAGAGAAAUCUUACUUUGCGGAUGAUCCGGAAGAGGCCAAGAGAAUAAGCUCAGCUAGAGGUGAAUGGAUUCUUGAGAGUGGUGACUUCAAUUACAGUCUUAUCUCAAGUAAGUUAAUGCAUUAUGUCAAAAAUGUUGCUUAUGAUGAAAGCCUUCUACUGUGGCACAUUGCUACUGAACUCUGCUACAACAAUACUGAACAACACAGUCACCCGCCUUUCGUUUAUCCUUUGGAUUGUAAAUAUUGUGAUGCUAAUUGCUACAACAAGCGCAUCGUCAUGGCUGAAAAAUUCUUGGACAAUGCUGAUCUACACAGUCGCAUGCCUUCGCGUUGUGACCAUUGUGAUGCUCGUGAAAUCAGUAAGCGCCUCUCAGAUUACAUGUUUUAUCUAUUAUAUCAGCAACAAGGUAUGAUGUCCGAAGUGUCAGGAAUUUCAAAACAAAGGUUCAAGGACACCAGUUCUGAAGCGCAACGAUUCUUUAGCGAAUAUGGAGGAAAAGAUCUGCAGCAAGGCUGUAUAAAUAUUCUUGAGGUGAACACAUCCGUAAAACCUGUUUAUGUGAAGGGAGAUCGAUCGAAGUCUGUACUGUUUGAUGCGUGCAUGUUGGCAAAAGAGAUUCAAGAUUUGGGACCAGAGAUUAAAUGGAAGGUAACAAGUCAAGUAUGGGUGGAAUUUUUGUCAUAUGCUGCGAGUCGUAGCAGAGCAAAAGCCCAUGUCCAACAACUAAGUAAGGGCGGUGAGCUUAUUACUUUUGUUUGGCUUUUGAUGGCACAGUUAGGCUUGAAAGAGCAUGCCUGGGUUGAGACCCGUACCAGAGCAAAGCUGAAUCUUAAUAAAUGA